AAUCGGAGAAUAAAUAUUUUAACGGAGAAAAAUGAAAUUCUAUAUUUGGUUAAGACAGGAAAAUUCGUUUUGUGUAUCUUUAUUAUCGUAGUCGAUAUAUUUCGCUGACAAUUGAGAAGGAUUAUGGGUAAUAGAUAUUUGGGUAGUAGAUGGAUAUUUUAUAGGCAACAGAUGUUUGGAAAUUUAUUAUUUUCGAGUUGCUCGAUGGCGAUGUGCUCUUAAUAGUUUUGGUGCCAUGGUUAUGGGAACUUUUGUGGGAUAUUGGAUGGCUGGUUUGAUGGAGAAGUUAAAAUUAGUUUGGAAUGGUAGGAAUGCAGCCUUGAAAAACUGUCCGUCCGACUCUUCAAAUAUCCCGACCCCUAACAUUGGAUUUUCAAAAGCCAUGUCCGGAUUUAUAAUGAUGAUGACCCAGCAAGGGAAACUGUUGUAUAUAUCGGAAAAUGCAGCGGAAUAUCUUGGACACUCUAUGGAGGAUUUGCUUAUCCACGGAGAUAGUGUUUACGACGUAAUAGACAAGCAAGAUCACAUGGUUGUACAAAAUCAAUUAUCUAGAAAUAGUCCAAUUCCAAGCGAUAGAAGAUUGUUUCUUUGUCGGAUCAACGUAUCCAGAAAUUCUCGGAGGCAGCUUCGUUUUGGCGACCAGAAGGUGGUUUUAGUUGAAGGUCAUUUUUUACCUUUCGUUCCUGUUUGUAAUCGAAAUGAGUUUGUUUUCCUUGCUUCGUGUACACCUGUUGUUUUGCCGGAAACUAGAGAAAGUAUCGUGCAGGGUGCAACAAAUAUUUUCACCACCAUUCACUCUAUGGAUAUGAAAUAUCUGCAUAUCGAUAAAACAGCUGAAAGCCAUUUGGAGUACACACGUAACGAAUUAGUAAAUAUGUCAUGGUAUAAUUUGUUACACUGGGACUCAAUACGAACAGCAUAUUGUAAACAUCAAACUGUUAUUCAAUCUGAUCAAGAACGGUCUGCAACCGCAUUGUUGAGACUGCAAAGCCGUUCCGGACGCUGGUUCUGGGUACACUGCGUUUUACAAGUCAAAGAUACUUCCGAAGAAUGUCAACAUCCUAUCAUUGUGUGCACGAAUCAAGUUUUGAGUGACAGGGAAGCAGAAGUAAUGCGCUCAAGUUCUUGGUUGUACCAGUAUUCAUCUCAAACUAAAUUUACUUAUACCAUCUGCUCCGGGAGUCAAAACCGCAGUGUGCCAUACGCUACCGGGAGUCAAAGUAGUCAGCAACAGGAUUAUACUCGUUCGUUAUCCCAUGCACAUAACAACGAUACGCAACACUCUCCUGAUAUACGAAAUUCAGAACAAGAUCCACAUAAUUCGUCAAAACCACAAUUAAAGGAUUACGCAACAAGGAACCCGCGAGAGGAUGCAGAACCAGUUGACAUGUCGAUCAGCAGUAGCGAACAUGAAAACAGAAACGUGCACGUGAAUAUACAACAUGGUCAUUAUGCGCUUGGUCAAUUCACUGAUAGGUACAAAGUGCACCAUAAAAAUUCAUUGAAUCUAAGCGGUUAUCGCGCCAAGUUUAUCCAGUGUCACGGUCAAUAUAAUGUAGACACGUUGUCACCCAAGUAUUACAUCACAGACUUAGAUAAGGAGUAUUGUUGUAACGAGAGGAAUAGUAGCCAUAAACGACUUCCGGGUAAAGCGCUGUCGGCGUCUACAGCUACAGGAUCUACAGUUGAUCCUUCAGAGUUGUCUAUGGAACACUGGAAUUCAAAUCCAGUCUGGUCCGAUACUCUACAGAGGGUACCAGAUGUCGUUCAUCAGGAACUUAGCCCGUAUGUAGCAACACCAACCACACCGGUCGACACUCCGGACUCUGAGCUACAUCCAGAAACACCGAUUUUUAAUUUCGAUUGGGCGGCUGAGCAACAUGUGCCUAAUUUGAAAAUCACGUUUCGUAGUUCGAAUCAGGGACCCAGAAAAGUCCAGGAUGUUCAACCUAUUACGUUGCAGUUACCACGAAAAAAGGGCCAGUCCAUGAAUGAUUCUAAAGACUUUCCUAAAUAAGACUGUGCACUUGUUGAAUUGGUGCUUUGCAGUUAG
Molecule: messenger RNA, 2053 nt
Organism: Eufriesea mexicana
Lineage: Eukaryota; Metazoa; Arthropoda; Insecta; Hymenoptera; Apidae
Gene: dysf
Product: neuronal PAS domain protein dysfusion
Exons: 8
Coding region: 236-2017 (593 amino acids)
Biological process (GO): regulation of transcription by RNA polymerase II
Molecular function (GO): protein dimerization activity; DNA-binding transcription factor activity, RNA polymerase II-specific; RNA polymerase II transcription regulatory region sequence-specific DNA binding
Source: RefSeq, a predicted model, not a curated record